Messenger RNA from Eleginops maclovinus (Patagonian blennie), 2454 nucleotides. Its product is annotated as helix-loop-helix protein 2-like. The transcript is spliced from 2 exons. Gene Ontology annotation, molecular function: DNA-binding transcription factor activity, RNA polymerase II-specific; protein dimerization activity; RNA polymerase II cis-regulatory region sequence-specific DNA binding. NCBI's taxonomy places the organism in Eukaryota, Metazoa, Chordata, Actinopteri, Perciformes, Eleginopidae. The coding region runs from base 527 to 898 and encodes 123 amino acids. The record is from RefSeq and is a predicted model, not a curated record. Gene Ontology annotation, biological process: regulation of transcription by RNA polymerase II.
UUGGAUCUUAUCUCACAUAUGACACUGUGUGGAAGAAAGGCUGGAGGAAGAGCCAGAGAGAGAGAGGGGGAUUAUCUGUGAGCUGCAUCCGAUCCUCUGCACCCUGACACGGGAGAGCCUUGCUUAUCUCCCCCCUUCAUCCCCAUCUUCCACAGGCGGAGGGACGAGUUCUCCACUAUCUCUCCUUUUGUCUCUGGAUCACACGGGCUGACUGAUCCUUCACAUCACUGUUAUUAUUGUUUUUCUGAUCAUCACAUUUUUUGUUGUGCAGGAGCAUUCACCCUGCUUGACUUCUGACCCAAGUUUCCAGGGUGACAAAGUCCAGCUAGAUUCUCCUUCUUUUAUCUCGGAGAGACUGAAGGUGCAUCUGUUGAACAUCUGAUGGUUGUGUCUGUGGAAUAUGACUUAAUUUGGAGUUGAAGCUCCGCUAAAGAGCGCUUUUUAACUUCGUUUCCGGAAGAUUUUUGCCUCCCAAAUAUUUGUCAAGUUUCUUACGGAGGAGUGACCGCCAACACAGAGAAUAAAGAUGAUGCUCAGUCCGGACCAGGCGGAGACCGACCUCUCCUGGACUCAGUCCGACCCAGAGUCCAUCCUCAACAGCCUCAAGUCUGCCGGCUGCACCUCUGACGAGCCCACGGAGGGCGAGGAGAGGGUCAGAUGCAGAUCCGACCAGCCCCUGAGCCGGGAGGAGAAGAGGAGGCGGAGGAGGGCCACGGCCAAGUACCGCUCGGCCCACGCCACCAGAGAGAGGAUCCGGGUGGAGGCGUUUAACGUGGCCUUCGCGGAGCUGAGGAAAUUACUCCCCACCUUGCCCCCGGACAAAAAACUCUCCAAGAUCGAAAUCCUCAGACUGGCUAUAUGCUACAUCUCCUAUCUCAAUCACGUGCUGGAUGUUUAAAAGUGACCCCCACGCCCCCCAUGAGACAGAAAUGCUUUGGUUUGAGCUGAAGACUCAAGCGCGUAAAUGCUGGGCGUCAGUUGGGUAUGGCAAGGUUGGCUGAUGAGGGGCACUGAUAUCCGAUAUUUUUGUAGCCUUUCAUUUUUUGCACAAAUGACCUUAAAAUGUGUCGAAAAGUGAAAAGUGAUUCCUGCAUCGACAACUCUCAAGUAGAAAAUGUGUUUAAAAACAGAAUAAAUGUUCAAAUAAUGGAGGAAAAUAUCGAAUAAACUGACUGUUAAAAUGUAUCGGUUCUGUGCUGCAAAUGCAGGGACUUAAAUUCAAUAUUUAGGUUUGAAUUACAACAUUAUCAGCUAACUUAAAACACUAAUAGAAAUCUCUGAAAUAUUCCCCUCUUGUCCCCGGAUGCUGGGACUUUGCCAUACCUGCCAGUUGACUGAGUUGCCCCCCAGUGUUGGUUAUUGUGACGGCGGUGUGAAAGUUGUGGAAAAAUCCUCAACUUCCAGCCCAGAUCUUUGAACAAAAAGAAAAAAGCGCCGGGGCGUUUGGAGCUGUUAGAUGCAAUAAUGAGAAUUAUGAUUAUCACCCGACCUGCAGUGGGGGGAGGAUGGGCUGCAGGGGCCCCGCAGGCAUUCAUGUUCCCCUCCCGGAGCUGGACGGAGAAAUGUGGAGGGUCAUCCCUAAUAUCAAGAAUUUGGUUUUGAAAUGAUAUUAGUUAAAUCCUAAUGUCAUGAAUAUAUUUAAAACAGUCCUGCCCUCACUGUUAAAAUCCGAGGUCUAAUAAAAAACACAUUUUCACAUCGAAAGAAAGGAUGUAAACGAGAUAGCUGCUUUAGAUCUAGUUUAGAUGAUGUUUUCCGUAAAGGAAGAAAAAAAAAUGCGUAAGUGCCACUUAUGACAUAUAAAAUUGUGACCUUAAUCAUUUUUUAAAAGUGUAUGGAAUUAUUUAUUUAAUUGUGUUUAUAUUUAAGGCUUAUUUAUUUAUGUUGAUAUCAUAGGCUGGCGUCUUUUUGUAUAAAUGUAUAUUGUUUGUUGCUUCUAUAUUUUAGGCUGUGAAAUUUAACUUGGAAAGUGAUGGUGUUACUAAUGGCCCCUUCUGUUGAUGGCAUCAUUUAUUCGUUGGAUAUAUGUUUGAUGUCAUUUUAUUUAUUUUAAUGUCACGUCUGUUGCCUAUCAAUAGCAACGAUAAGCACUUCAAGAUGGGGUCCAAUGGCCCCAUAAAUGUCUAUUUCCCUACACUGUUGUGUUGCUCGAAGAAUAAGAAACGGGCUGCUUAAAUUUGCAAUUUUAACAUGUCAGAAAAUGUAAGAAUGAUUAUGUCAAACAGUUUCCAGGGUCAUCAGAAGCAACCCUCUUUUUUGCUGUUACCAAAAAAUAACACUGAUCAUUUUGAAAAAAUAGUCUGAAUUUAUUCUCCUCAAUGUUUUGAUGUCAUAUUUUGUUUAUUUAUUUAUUUGUGUCUGCUUUGUAUUACGAAAAUCCAAUAAGUCAUUUUAUAGUGAAGGAAAAAAACAAACAUAUCCUCUAUCCAAAGAUUUUGUGUCUCUUCAGGGUUG